Molecule: messenger RNA, 1670 nt
Organism: Candoia aspera
Lineage: Eukaryota; Metazoa; Chordata; Lepidosauria; Squamata; Candoiidae
Gene: JMJD7
Product: jumonji domain containing 7
Exons: 8
Coding region: 8-1003 (331 amino acids)
Molecular function (GO): 2-oxoglutarate-dependent dioxygenase activity
Source: RefSeq, a predicted model, not a curated record
CUCCUUGAUGGCGGAGGCCGAAGUGAAAGCGAGGGCGCUGAAAGCGAUGAAGCGCUGUUUGGUCGGUUUCGCGACCGAAGCCAGGGGUGAGCGGGAGUUGUGUUGGUCAGAAUCAGUGCCGUAUCUUGAGACCCUCCCACCUCCCCUGGAAUUCUAUCGAGAAUGGAUCUGCCCAAACAAACCAUGUAUAGUCCGAAAUGCUUUUAACCACUGGCCGGCUCUGAAGAAGUGGACUUUGGGUUACCUGAGGCGAAUAAUGGGCUCCAAGCUGGUGAGUGUGGCAGUAACUCCCAACGGUUAUGCUGAUGCAGUUUAUCAGGACUGGUUUGUUAUGCCAGAGGAGCGACAUAUGCCUUUCAGUGCUUUUUUGGACAUUUUGGAGAAAAAAGUAACUUCUCCAGGGGUGUUCUAUGUGCAGAAACAAUGUUCAAACCUGACUGAGGAAUUUCCUGAACUUAUAGGUGAUGUGGAGCCUGAGAUACCCUGGAUGAGUGAAGCGCUGGGAAAGAAGCCUGAUGCUGUGAAUUUCUGGCUGGGAGAAUCUGCUGCAGUGACCUCAUUACACAAAGACCAUUAUGAAAACUUGUACUGUGUGAUUUCUGGAGAGAAACAUUUUCUGUUGCAUCCACCAAGUGACCGUCCCUUCAUCCCAUAUGAGUUGUAUCCACCAGCAACCUACCACAUGUCAGAAGAUGGGUCAUUUGAUGUUCUGGAAGACAAAACGGCAGAGAAGGUACCCUGGAUCCCUUUAGAUCCUUUAAAUCCAGAUCUGGAACAAUAUCCAGAAUAUGCUCAGGCAAAGCCUUUCAAGUGUACUGUGAAGUCUGGUGAAAUGUUGUAUCUUCCUUCUCUUUGGUUCCAUCAUGUUCAGCAAUCAUUUGGCUGCACAGCAGUGAAUUACUGGUACGAUAUGGAAUAUGAUCUAAAAUACUCCUAUUAUCAGCUGCUGGAUUCUCUCACGGAAGCUGCACAACCAGUCUUGGGGUCUUCUUGGAACAGCUAACCUUUUACAUCUGAUGUUGAGCUGUGCUUAGAAUUUUUUUAUACCUUUAUUCAUAUGAGUUAAAUAAUUUCAUAAUCGAUCUGAUAAAAACAAAAGACAAUUUUUAGUAUCAUAUGAAGGUAUUAUAAGAGAUGUUGGACAAACUGUACCUUACAAAGCUGCUUUUCUAUCUUCAAUACACUGCUUUGCCAUCACUGUGUCAGUUACCAAAUCCUAUUCUGAGGUGACCAACUUUAUCUUAAAAAAUUAAACAGAUUUUCUAGCUCCGUUUCAAUUAGAUUUCUGGACAGUGUUUGGAAGUGACACCAUUUAGUUCUAGUGUAAAAUGGUUUUCUGCAGAUAAAGUGUUCUAAUGUCUUCAGCAUCUUCAGCAUUUGUAUAAAUCUGUUGGAUGAAAGAAUAUGGAAUGGUGUUUAGUGCACAAUGCCUGCCAACUUCCUGUUCCUUUAUCCAUGAGGCCUUCAAGCAGUAUGGUCAUCUGUGAAUCAGUUCCUGGUUCACGCAAUACACUAUGUCAUACUGUUUGCGUUGGGUUUGGCAAUUGUUGCAACUUAGCAUAAAGUGUGAAUUGGGCCAUUGUGGCUAAAAACAAAAUUCUGGCCUAACAGGAUGUGUGAAUCCAAUAUAUGUGUACAGAACUAGUGGGCUAAUAAACUAGGUCAAGAAA